CGUGGCAACAGUUUAAACAUGGAAGUAAAUUGCACAGAAAUGUAGCCGCAGUAAUUCGUUCCAAUUCAACUUGCUUUUUGAGUUUCCUUUUUUAAUAAUAUAUUUCUACGACUCAGGUAUUUUGUAGCGUUAGGAUUUGUACGUACUGAAAUGGCUGGCUGGUCAGGCUUUUCUGAGGAAGACCUACGGAAGAUGCACCAAAAAGAGCCGGUAUCUUCCUCUGGCCGUGGCCGAAAACCGGCUCCCACCAACCGCAGUCGCCAGCAGCUGCAGCGGGAGAGAGCCCUGUAUCAAGCUGCUCAACAGCGGGACGCUUCUGCCCAACUUCCACCAGAACAGCAACUCGCCAAGCCUGCAGUGCGAACUCCUAACCAGACUGCGCCCAAAAUAACGCCGGAGAACAAGUCCGAAAAGAGGCAGUUGCAAGAACCGGUUGUUGUAAACCACCACUCUGUGCCUAUCCCAGAGCCUACCAUAAUGGCCAAGGAGCUCGAAAAGCAGGAGGUGGAAUUGAGAGAGAAGACUCGGCUGGAACUGCUUCAGCAGGAGCAGCGAAUGAUGGAAGAGAAGAAUAAACGCAAGAAAGCUCUCCUUUCAAAGACCAUUGCUGAGAAGUCAAAGCAAACCCAAGCAGAGGCUGUGAAACUGAAGAAGAUACAGAAGGAGCUGCAGGCCCUGGAUGACAUGGUGUCCAAUGACAUUGGGAUCCUUAGAGGGCGAAUAGAACAGGCCAGCUGGGAUUACUCCACUGCAAGAAAAAGGUACGAGAAGGCAGAGGCGGAGUACGUGUCGGCCAAACUGGACCUGCACAGCAAGACGGAGGUGAAGGAGCAGCUGACGGAGCACCUAUACACCAUCAUCCAGGAGAAUGAGCAGCGCAAGGCCCGCAAGCUGGAGCAGCUGAUGCGGCAGCUGGAGCUCCAGGAGGACGAGGAGCGCCUCGAGCUGGAGAUCCAGGUGGAGCACAUGCUCCGGCAGGUGGAGGCGCAAGAGGAGGUGGAGACGGGAGGGCAGGUGGAGGGAGGAGGGCAGGUGGAGGUGGAGGUGGAGGUGGAGGUGAAGGCACAGGUGGAGACGGACACGCCGGUGGAAAGCCUCCUCACUGAAUCGCAACCGAAAACCAGUAAUCCUCCGGACUCUGUGGCUGCUGAGGUCGCAGCUUCUCCCUCUUAA
Messenger RNA from Conger conger (European conger), 1173 nucleotides. RefSeq names its product golgin, rab6-interacting (gene gorab). The transcript has 6 exons. The record is from RefSeq and is a predicted model, not a curated record. NCBI's taxonomy places the organism in Eukaryota, Metazoa, Chordata, Actinopteri, Anguilliformes, Congridae. Gene Ontology annotation, biological process: non-motile cilium assembly. Bases 151 to 1173 code for a protein of 340 amino acids.